AUGUUCCGUUUACCUACACAUCUCGAGUCCCUCGUACCGCCUCCGAGGGAACAAGUUCCCCAGACGCAGCCCUGGAGAGGGAGGAUCUUCACCCCGGCGGCUUUCCCAGACCCGACCGCCCAACCGUGCGAGAUCCGAGUCACUGCCGCCGAAACGGAUAGCCAGCAGGAACUAUGGCCAGAGCACUUCCAGCUGCAGGUCAUCAGACGGCGUGGCGUCUUGAGCGAGUUGCACGGCUGGCUCACGCGGCUACACCAGAACCCAUACCCGCGCUGCAUGCUCAUGCCUGACCGCCUCGCCGAUCACACUGCAACUCGGAGGAAUCACGCGCUAUUUGAAGAAUUUGCCCGCACGCUUCUUGACGAGGAGAUCGUCGCGAUCGCCCCCUGGGGCUAUUCCGACUCGUUGCAGCAUGGCGGGAUCCUACUUUAUCCUACAGCCAGCACCCGUUCCCUUCUCGUUGGGAUAGUCUUCUUGAACACUGGCUUCCCAGACUUCGUCCAAGGCUCGAGCCCGCAUCCAAUGGUAGCGGGUCCGUCUCGCGGCGGAGUGCCUCUUAGCUUGCCGCAGGGUAACCUGCUCCCUCGGACCCAUCCCUUCCAACCUGUCAUGCACCAUUCACCUUUCGAUCCCGCCCCGCCGAACAUCGCCUCAUCCUCGCGAUACUCCUCCACAAGUGGCUAUGACGGAACGCGGUCGGGUCGCAGCAGCGGUUGA
This is a messenger RNA of Dichomitus squalens LYAD-421 SS1, 717 nucleotides long. RefSeq lists its product as uncharacterized. The record is from RefSeq and is a predicted model, not a curated record. Lineage: Eukaryota; Fungi; Basidiomycota; Agaricomycetes; Polyporales; Polyporaceae. The coding region runs from base 1 to 717 and encodes 238 amino acids. The transcript is spliced from 3 exons.